AUGGCUACCCAGCCCGGUACAACAGCAUCUUCGAGCGCCACCCUCGUAGAUCACUUCCGCUUACCACCAAACGCCGCUGCUUCUCCCAACUCACCGCCAAACACCGUGACGGCCACCAACGCCGACCUCUGGACGCAGCACCUCUCUACAUCCUUCGGCACCAUAGCAGACCAAAUUACCGCCGCCUCGCACGUACUCGCAGCUGUCGAGGUACCUGCCGGGACGCCCGCAGUCCUACCGACGGACAGUACGACCGCGAUCGCAGCGCUCGCCUCUCGCCUAGACGCAAUCGAGCGCACGCAGGAGCAUCUUGCGGAAGAGCUCGACGCCGUGCGCGCACACAUGGGCAAGGCAGACAACGCACCGUCCACGAACGGAGCGCUUGCAGUCGAGGAGGAGCCUCGCGCUCCGGGAACCGGGGCGCCAGAAGCGGAGCCAACGGACCUCGCGAAGACAGUAGAAGAGCUGCAGAAGAAGGUCGAUAAGCUCGCUGAAACGUUCCGGGGCGGCACGCGAGCGCUAACGGUCUUCCCGCGAUGCAGCCAGUCGCGCCUGUAUGCGCGCCUGAGGAACGCGGUGAUCCCGAUAAAUAAGACGCCGAUUUCUCCGCUCGUGAUGGCCAACGGAAAGACCCCCGCUAACUUCCCAGGGACGAAGGGCGAGUUCGAGCGCAUGACGAAGGAGCGCUACGAACACUUGCUGAAAUCGUACGACCAACCCGUCAAGGGCGACACUGCGGCCAAGCGCCAGGCUGCACGCGAGUUUCUUGGACUGCCUCCGGUGUUUUGA
This is a messenger RNA of Postia placenta MAD-698-R-SB12, 789 nucleotides long. RefSeq lists its product as hypothetical. Lineage: Eukaryota; Fungi; Basidiomycota; Agaricomycetes; Polyporales; Adustoporiaceae. The transcript has 3 exons. Bases 1 to 789 code for a protein of 262 amino acids. The record is from RefSeq and is a predicted model, not a curated record.